Sinocyclocheilus anshuiensis is the source of this 1428-nucleotide messenger RNA. RefSeq names its product 28 kDa heat- and acid-stable phosphoprotein-like. The record is from RefSeq and is a predicted model, not a curated record. NCBI's taxonomy places the organism in Eukaryota, Metazoa, Chordata, Actinopteri, Cypriniformes, Cyprinidae. The transcript is spliced from 7 exons. The coding region runs from base 391 to 903 and encodes 170 amino acids.
GGCAACAAUGGUUUUAUUAUGGCGAAGCUGUGGUGUUAUUCUCUCUUCCAGCAUAUUGCAUCAGGCUAGGUGUCUGAUCGAGUGCCUGUGAGUGUAAAUAUAGGAACAUGGACCAGCUGGCUAUAUGCUAAUGGAUGACUGUAACUACUUAAUCGUGGGAUUUUGUAUUUGCUUUAUUUACUGUAUCGCCCCAGAGCCAAAUAAAACCACGUAACUAUAAUUAAUUGCUGCCGUACACCGUUCAGUAAGUUAUCUACAGAGUUGGGUACGCGAGAGUGUGGUGAAGUGUGGCAACCUGAUAUCAAAACCGUACCACGCUUUUGUUGUGACUGGGAAUGUGCUUUAGUCGACUGCUUUUGUUUUUAUAUCAAGCCAAGUUUAAUCUUCAUCAUGCCUAAAGGAGGGAAAAAAGGUGGCCAUAAAGGUCGCAUGAGAACUUACACAAGUCCUGAAGAAAUAGAUGCUCAAAUGAAAGCAGAAAAAGAACGAAAAAAGAAGGAAGAAGAAGAAGGUGCAGCAGUGAACGACAACCAGAGCGAGGACAAACUGACAGCGUCAGGUUCAGGGGACAGUGACGAUGAGGGGUCUGAGAAAAGGAAGGGUGUUGAAGGCUUGAUAGAGAUUGAAAAUCCCAAUCGAGUCGCCCAAAAAGCAAAGAAAAUCACAGACAUAGAACUCGAGGGUCCCAAACAGCUUUCCAGAAGAGAAAGAGAAGAGAUCGAAAAGCAAAAGGCCAAGGAGAGGUAUAUGAAAAUGCAUUUAGCAGGAAAGACAGAUCAAGCUAAAGCUGACCUCGCUCGACUCGCCAUUAUUAGAAAGCAACGCGAGGAGGCUGCACGGAAAAAAGAAGAAGAACGUAAAGCAAAAGAAGCAGCGCAGGCGGUGGCGACAGCGGCUAAAUAACUGCAUACGUUGUCUCUCAAAUAAUCCAAAUAGUGGAUUCUUAGAGGUUUCGAUGCAUUUGUGGACAGUAUACGAUGAUAUUGACAAUGUUAUUUUUGAAGACAAAGCAAAAGAUAAUGUGGAAUCCUAUAACACAGUGUUUCAGUGAAAAGGAAUAUUUCAGAGUAUAUUAACUCAGAAAGCAGGCAUUUAAUUAUCCAAAUAAAAUGCCUUUGUGAGAGCCCUGAUGCUUUCACUAAAGUGGCUAAAUCUUAAUGCUUGCUUUCACUCAGUGAUAUUAGGAAUAUAGACAUAUUUAUUAAUAUAUUAACAUAUUGCCAGAUGUAGCUGAGUCAACUUUGCGAUCUCAGUUUAAAGGAUUAUUGUAAAUAUAAAAACGUAAUAAUCUGUCCUCAGUUGUAAAGGACCUGGUGUCAUUUAGAAUGUAAAGAAUAACAUACACCAAUAAAAUGUCAGAACGUUUUUUUGAAAAUGUAUUUGUAUUAUAUUGUGAAUUGUUUUGUAUAUCUCACUAGUAUUAUUGUA